UCACACGUAACCAAGCAAAGAUGGCAGACAGCAUCCCUUUGAAUCCUGUGCGGAAGAAUUCGAGAAAAACUGCGUAUUAUAAUGCUGGCAGACCUGCCAGGUAUCAGAUUGAAGACGAAUCCUCAAACCUUGAUGAGAUGCCAUUGAUGAUGUCAGAGGAAGCCUUCGAAAACGACGAAAGUGACUAUCAGACGCUGCCCAGAGCCAGAGUGAGUCAGAGACGCAGAGGACUGGGCUGGUUCCUCUGUGGUGGAUGGAAGGUCCUGUGCACCAGCUGUUGCGAAUGUCUGGUUCACACAUGUCGCAGGAAGAAGGAGCUGAAAACUCGGACAGUGUGGCUGGGACAUCCCGAGAAAUGUGAAGAGAAGUACCCCAAAAAUGCCAUCAAGAAUCAGAAAUACAACAUUGUCACUUUUGUGCCAGGGGUUCUUUACCAGCAGUUUAAGUUCUUCCUCAACUUGUAUUUUUUUUUGGUGGUUGCUUGUUCUCAGUUUGUUCCGUCGUUAAAGAUAGGAUAUUUGUACACCUACUGGGCCCCGCUGGGCUUUGUGUUGGCUGUCACCAUGGUGAGAGAGGCAGUUGACGAGGUUCGGCGCUGCAGGAGAGAUAAAGAGAUGAAUUCCCAGCUGUACAGUAAACUCACAGUGAGAGGAAAGGUCCAAGUAAAGAGCUCAGACAUCCAGGUUGGAGAUUUAAUCAUUGUAGAAAAGAAUCAGAGAAUUCCUGCUGAUAUGAUUUUUCUGAGAACCUCAGAAAAGACUGGUUCGUGUUUUAUUAGAACAGACCAGCUGGAUGGAGAAACAGACUGGAAGCUGCGAAUCGCUGUUGCUUGCACUCAAAGACUACCUGCCUUAGGGGAUCUCUUCUCUGUCAGCGCGUAUGUUUACGCCCAGAAGCCUCAACUGGACAUUCACAGUUUUGAGGGCAACUUCACAAGGGAGGACUGUGACCCUCCCAUCCACGAGAGCUUGAGUAUUGAGAACACCCUGUGGGCCAGCACUGUGGUGGCAUCUGGUACUGUCAUAGGUGUGGUCAUAUAUACGGGAAAAGAAAUGAGAAGCGUGCUGAACACAUCGCAGUCCAAAAACAAGGUGGGACUGUUGGACCUGGAGUUGAACCGCCUAACAAAAGCACUGUUCCUUGCUCAGGUGGUUCUGUCUGUUGUUAUGGUGGCUUUGCAGGGAUUUCUUGGACCCUGGUUCCGAAACCUGUUCCGUUUCGUGGUUUUAUUUUCAUACAUCAUCCCCAUCAGUCUAAGAGUGAACCUGGACAUGGGGAAGUCGGCGUAUGGCUGGAUGAUUAUGAAAGAUGAGAAUAUUCCAGGUACCGUGGUUCGGACAAGCACCAUCCCAGAAGAACUUGGCCGUUUGGUCUACCUGCUUACAGACAAAACAGGCACUCUGACCCAGAACGAGAUGGUCUUCAAGCGCCUCCAUCUCGGCACCGUGUCGUACGGAACGGACACUAUGGAUGAGAUCCAGAGUCACAUCAUCCAAUCCUACGCUCAGGUGAGCUCGGCGCAGUCUAAUGGCAAUAGUGCGAGUUCAACACCCUCUCGUAAACCACAGCCGCCCGCACCGAAGGUCCGCAAGAGCGUGAGUAGCCGGAUCCACGAGGCCGUGAAAGCCAUCGCCCUGUGCCACAACGUUACACCGGUGUACGAGUCUCGUGUUAACGGUGCCAGCACGGAGCCAGAGAACACAGAGGCCGACCAGGAUUUCAGCGACAACAACCGCACGUACCAGGCCUCCAGUCCUGAUGAGGUGGCUCUGGUGCGCUGGACUGAGAGUGUGGGUUUGACUCUGGUGAACAGAGACCUUACGUCCCUCCAGCUGAAGACCCCAGCCGGACACAUCUUGACCUAUUACAUCCUCCAGAUCUUCCCCUUCACCUCCGAGAGCAAGCGCAUGGGCAUUAUUGUCAGGGAAGAGGCUACCGGCGACAUCACGUUUUACAUGAAAGGGGCUGAUGUUGCUAUGGCGAGCAUUGUACAGUACAAUGAUUGGCUGGAGGAGGAGUGCGGGAACAUGGCCAGAGAAGGCCUGCGGACACUGGUGGUGGCUAAGAAAUCCCUGACUGAGGAGCAAUACCAGGACUUUGAGAGUCGUUAUAAUCAGGCGAAGUUGAGCAUCCAUGAUCGCACUCUGAAGGUGGCGGCAGUGGUUGAGAGUCUGGAGAGAGAGAUGGAGCUUCUGUGUCUCACUGGAGUGGAAGAUCAGCUGCAGGCUGAUGUCCGGCCCACACUGGAGCUCCUCCGAAAUGCUGGGAUCAAGAUCUGGAUGUUGACCGGAGACAAGCUGGAAACUGCUACGUGCAUUGCCAAAAGUUCCCACUUAGUUUCUAGAAAUCAAGACAUCCAUGUUUUCAAACCGGUGUCCAACAGGAGCGAGGCUCAUCUGGAGCUGAACGCCUUCAGGAGGAAACACGACUGUGCGCUGGUCAUAUCAGGAGACUCUCUGGAGGUCUGUCUGCGCUACUACGAGCAUGAAUUUGUGGAGCUGGCAUGUCAGUGUCCCGCUGUGGUUUGCUGUCGCUGCUCUCCCACGCAGAAAGCUCAGAUCGUUCGAUUAUUACAGCAGCAUACAGCCAACAGAACAUGUGCCAUAGGCGAUGGAGGAAAUGAUGUCAGCAUGAUCCAAGCAGCAGACUGCGGUAUCGGUAUUGAAGGGAAGGAGGGAAAGCAGGCGUCUCUGGCGGCAGAUUUCUCCAUAACCCAGUUCAAGCACAUCGGCAGACUGCUAAUGGUGCACGGCCGUAACAGCUACAAACGCUCAGCAGCUCUGGGCCAGUUUGUCAUGCACCGUGGCAUGAUCAUCUCCACCAUGCAGGCUGUGUUUUCCUCUAUUUUCUACUUUGCAUCUGUUCCUCUCUACCAAGGUUUCCUCAUGGUGGGCUAUGCCACCAUCUACACCAUGUUCCCUGUCUUUUCACUGGUGUUGGAUCAGGAUGUGAAGCCUGAGAUGGCUCUGCUGUAUCCUGAACUCUAUAAAGACCUCACCAAGGGUCGCUCCCUGUCCUUUAAGACCUUCCUGAUUUGGGUUUUGAUAAGUGUAUAUCAAGGGGGCAUCCUGAUGUACGGGGCCCUGGUGCUGUUCGAUCAGGAGUUUGUGCAUGUGGUGGCGAUCUCCUUCACUGCUCUGAUCCUGACGGAGCUGCUGAUGGUGGCGCUGACGAUCCGCACCUGGCACUGGCUCAUGGUCGUAGCCGAACUUUUCAGUCUUGGCUGCUACCUCGCUUCCCUUGCCUUUCUGAAUGAAUACUUUGGCAUAGGUCGCGUGACCUUAGGAGCUUUCCUGGAUCAUUCGUUUAUCACAACACGGGUGUUCUUGUGGAAGGUGUGCGUCAUCACGCUGGUCAGCUGUUUGCCACUCUACAUCAUCAAAUAUCUGAAGCGGAAAUUCUCCCCACCGAGUUAUUCCAAACUCUCCUCCUAAACUUUCCAUAUGGUCACACGGUGUCAAAACGCAUGCAGACGCAUUUAUAAGCACACGUGACCGCUACAUCAAACACUUUGAAACUCUUCUUUAAAAUGCCGGAUGUUAGUUCACCCAAAAAUGAACAAGCUGACAUCAUUUGCUCACCUUCAUGUUGUUCUAAACCUUUAUGGUUUACAGUUUUUGGGGAACAAAAAAGAAGUUGUUUAGCAGGAUGUUCAUGCUGCUCCUUUCCAUACAAGUUCAAAAGUGCACUGCUUAACAUCUUAAAGGAAAAUCCUAAAUAUUUGAAAUGACAUGAGGGCGAGUAAAUAAUGAGCAAACUUUCAUUUUUGAGUAAAACCAUCCCUUUAAGCAUCAGUUACAGUACAAAUGCCUAAAAGUGCUUUUUGAUGCUGUUUGUGUGCUUCAUGAAUGCUUUUAUAGUGACAUAAUGUGAUUUGUUGGUGUGUAUAUAUAUGGACUUUGCCAUCAGAGUGUUUCUGUGCUCAUCAUGUUUCUGCACUUAAAGAUGGUGAAACAGUUGUAGGAUAAAACAAUGAGUAGUAUUGAAUACUUGAAGAGGCACAAAAAAGCACAAAAAGAGAUCAAGAUAGAAAUAAAAGAGAAACCAAAGGGUUUUUAGCCACCCACACUGAAAAGACGGGCCCAGACCUGUCACUUUUUACUUAACGCAAAUGUUUACGAAGGAAAAAUCAAGAUUGCGUUUUGUUUUGUUUUUUUAUUGAAUGGAUUAUGGAUUUUUAUUGUUUUGUUUUUUUGUUUGUUUGUUCGGUUUUUUAUCGGUGGUAUGUAAUGAUGUUAACAGUUUAAUGAUAGUUUCAGCUAUAACGAACCUUUCAUCAUUAGUAUUAUCACACCUAUUAGCACUUUCCCUUCUGAUUUUGGCACAUUCUCUAUUAUUAACUUUAUUAAUGAGAUCUGGGUGGGCGGGGCUUGAUAAAUACCUGUGAUUGUGAUUGGAGUGUUCUGAUUGCAUGAGUAUAGCUCUGGUUUCAUUGUGCUGUGGCUGCUGCUGCCAUACGAUCCUGCUGCAAAACUGUGUAAAUGUAAACCAGAGCACAGCUUGUGUUCUUACAGCGGGAACUAUUUGUUCUGGGAACAACGGUCCUCUCAACCUGACAUCCGAAAUGACAUUGUAUAAAUUUCGACUGUAUGACAUUUGACAAAUCAAACUCGAUUGAUGCGUACCUUAAUUGACUUUUAUUUCAAAACAGGACAUGAAUGUAGUAUUUUCAUUGAAUUGGUGUUAUAAAUGAAUGACCUUUUUUUAAGACUGUAAAAAUGCAAGUGAAUACUAUUAGGAUGUUCUAGCUGCUUGGAGAUAUGCUGUCAUCUUAAAUCAACUUAUGGGAUGUGUUCAUCAGCAGUUAUGUUUUUAUAGACACUGAUGCCUCACAAUCAGCAAUUUAUUUGGAAGUUUUACUAUUUUUGAGGACAUUCAUAGGAAAUCCUGCACUAGUUUUGACUGCUGACAGUUUGAAGUUGGCUCAUGUGUAAGAUCAUCUUGCCUUAUCUUUAUA
This is a messenger RNA of Labeo rohita (rohu), 4957 nucleotides long. RefSeq names its product ATPase phospholipid transporting 9B (gene atp9b). Gene Ontology annotation, biological process: retrograde vesicle-mediated transport, Golgi to endoplasmic reticulum; endocytosis; phospholipid translocation. Gene Ontology annotation, cellular component: plasma membrane; trans-Golgi network; endosome. The transcript has 30 exons. Gene Ontology annotation, molecular function: ATP binding; ATPase-coupled intramembrane lipid carrier activity; magnesium ion binding. Bases 21 to 3434 code for a protein of 1137 amino acids. Lineage: Eukaryota; Metazoa; Chordata; Actinopteri; Cypriniformes; Cyprinidae. The record is from RefSeq and is a predicted model, not a curated record.